Messenger RNA from Syngnathoides biaculeatus (alligator pipefish), 3181 nucleotides. Its product is annotated as casein kinase I. The transcript has 11 exons. Gene Ontology annotation, biological process: endocytosis; peptidyl-serine phosphorylation; signal transduction. The record is from RefSeq and is a predicted model, not a curated record. The coding region runs from base 268 to 1521 and encodes 417 amino acids. Lineage: Eukaryota; Metazoa; Chordata; Actinopteri; Syngnathiformes; Syngnathidae. Gene Ontology annotation, molecular function: ATP binding; protein serine/threonine kinase activity. Gene Ontology annotation, cellular component: nucleus; cytoplasm.
CGGGAGAAUGACAUCAUCCGAGCUUAAGUAACGGGAGGAGGGGGGCAGAUUCGUGGAGGACGGCCGCUCGUGCCACUGGAGCUUCUCAGGAACUCUCAACAGGGAGUGCAACCGACUAUAGAGCUACGAGCUGGGGGGAAUGAGAGCCGUUCGAAUCCGCUCCAAUCCUCCUCGACCAAGGCCCCUACCCGCCUGACAGCGCCCGGGACACAAUCUUCAGAGAACCAGCUUUCAUACGAACCCAAUAUCGGGUGACUGCUUGCAAUCAUGGAGCUGAGAGUAGGGAACAAAUAUCGGCUGGGGCGAAAGAUAGGUAGCGGUUCCUUCGGAGACAUUUACCUUGGUGCCAACAUUGCCACUGGUGAGGAGGUAGCCAUCAAGCUUGAAUGUGUGAAAACUAAACACCCACAGUUGCACAUUGAGAGCAAGUUCUACAAGAUGAUGCAAGGAGGAGUGGGUAUUCCAUCAAUAAAGUGGUGUGGUGCAGAAGGAGACUACAAUGUGAUGGUAAUGGAGCUUCUUGGUCCCAGUCUUGAAGAUCUUUUCAACUUUUGCUCCCGAAAGUUCAGCCUAAAGACUGUCCUGCUUUUGGCAGACCAAAUGAUAAGUCGUAUUGAGUACAUCCACUCCAAGAAUUUCAUUCACCGUGAUGUGAAGCCAGACAACUUCUUAAUGGGGCUUGGCAAGAAGGGUAAUCUUGUGUACAUUAUUGACUUCGGUCUGGCCAAAAAGUACCGUGAUGCCCGUACGCACCAGCACAUCCCCUAUAGAGAGAACAAGAACCUGACAGGCACAGCACGAUAUGCUUCCAUCAACACACAUCUUGGAAUUGAGCAAUCAAGACGCGAUGACUUGGAGUCCCUUGGCUACGUCCUCAUGUACUUCAACCUGGGGUCCUUACCCUGGCAAGGCCUCAAGGCUGCUACCAAGAGACAGAAGUAUGAACGAAUCAGUGAGAAGAAAAUGUCCACACCCAUUGAGGUUCUUUGCAAAGGAUAUCCUUCGGAAUUCUCCACAUACCUGAAUUUUUGCCGAUCUCUCCGGUUUGAUGACAAGCCAGAUUACUCCUACCUGCGACAGCUCUUCAGAAAUCUCUUCCAUCGGCAGGGCUUCUCCUAUGAUUACGUCUUUGACUGGAAUAUGCUCAAGUUUGGGGGCACGCGGACGACUGAAGAUGGAGACAGGGAAAGGAGAACUGGCGAUGAGAGGGACGAUCGUAUGGGUGUUGCUCCCAGGGGUUCUGCAGCACGAGGUCUCCCCCCAGCUCAUAAUUCUGGACCUUCUAACCGAGUCAGAAAUGGACCAGAACAAGCCAUCUCUAACCCUGCCUCACGGGUUCAGCAAUCUGGGAACACAUCACCUCGUGCCAUUUCUCGUGCUGAAAGGGAAAGGAAGGUGAGCAUGCGACUCCACCGUGGGGCACCAGCUAAUGUGUCGUCCUCUGACCUUACAGGCCGUCACGACCAAUCCAGGAUUUCCACAUCACAGGUGAGCGUGCCAUUCGAGCACAUGGGAAAAUAAAUUUCCUGGGCUGUGCAUGAACGUGAAAGUGACAGGGCUGCAAGAUAUAUUUGUUGCUCUGUGUCCUUCUUUCAUUUUUACUCUAAUGAAAUGAUUGAUAGCAAUGGACACAUGGAUCUUUGGAAAAGUACAGCAAAUUCCAGCAGGAUCCAGGGAAGUACUUUUUAUAGUACCCAGCAUCCAAUCUUUUAUGUGACCUCUGCUAAACGUUGGAUCAUCAUCUUCCCGAUGCAAAAAUUUACAGUGCUACAUCUUGGUUGAUUGUGACUGAUCCCCCCCCCUACCCUACCCUGAGAAACAUUCCCUAAACAAGCUUUCUGUCUGAUGAAUGAGAGGAACUUUUGACAACACAAAAGGAUUCUAGGGCACUAGCAUGUUUCAUUUCAAAGAUCAAAGCCCCCCCCCCAAAAAAAAAAUCUUUGUUAGCCCUUUUGGUGGAUGAUAGAAAAGGGUAGUCUUGAGACGGUAGCGUUAUGAAUGAUGAGGUUUUUAAAGGUUUUGUUGCAGCUCCUAUUUCUGUUUACUGUGAGUUGCUUGCUUGUCCUUUGUGUAUUCUGUGAUAAAUAACUGUCCCUCAAAUCAUCAAAAAUAUCCAGGGCACAUUUCUUUCUCAUCACUUAUGUGUACUGUUGUUUUAAAUGCAAGUUAUGUAUCAGCAUAUGUAGUUGUUUGAAAAACACACUCCCAAUUCUUGAGGCAGAGCAGUAUUUGAAUAGACUCCAUUGCAUCUGGUUGAACCCACAAAGAAUGGCUGCAAUUUAUAUGAUAAUUCUUACAAUUUUUUUUUUUCUUAAUGUUAUUUUUACCCUAAGAGGAAAGGAGAAUUGGCUGAUGCCAUUAGGGAUGUUUUAAGGCGAGGAAGCAUUUUAUUUUUUAAAUGUUUACAUCACUGUAAAUAUUUUUUUAUUUUGAUGUAAAAGCCAACGUGUUUUCUGUUUUAAUAUGUAAAGUAGAAAAAUGCAUAUUACCGGGAGGGGUGAAAAAGUUUUGGUAUUUAAAGUAUUACAUUUUGGACAUCAAUGUUGCUCUGCCAGCUGGGUCAUGAAAGUGUAUGUGUGUGUUUCCAGUUUUUGGGAGUGAGAGUGUGUUUUCCCCAAUAAGAAAUCAUGGUUCGUUUUAUGUGUUUUGAGUUGGUGUUCUCUCAGCUAUUUAUGUUAAAUUACUUUGUGUGGAAAAUGAUCUUUUAAAUGUACCUUCCUGACUAACACCAGAAGUAGCUCGUGCUAUUAUUGUCUUGGUCUCGUUUUCUUCUCUUUUCCCUUCAAAUGUCGUCUAAUGGUCUUUAUAAAACACACACACAGGGCUUUCUAUAUUCCCUCUGCAGAUAAUUCAAUGCUUGAUGUCACCUUUUUAAUUUUUAACCCCCUGCGAGCUUGAUGAUGUCAUUCGCAUUACUAACUGAUUCAAUUGCAGGGACAUUGUAAAUAUAUUGGUUCUGUGUGUAUGUGUAAUUACCUUUGUACAGGCCACCAUGACCCAGUGGCAUUGUAACUGUUGUAUAUGUGUGCGUGUUAGGGGGUGGGUAUAAAAUAGGAUAAGGUGACAGAAUUUCACUUUAUGUAUUGUGUACUGAUAUCUUGUACAGUUCUUUAACACUUUAUUUACAACAGUAUUUGUGUAUAUUUUAUGAAGUAAUAAAAUUGAAUCUCACAGUCUUGCA